Radiomyces spectabilis is the source of this 576-nucleotide messenger RNA. RefSeq names its product RNA polymerase II subunit A C-terminal domain phosphatase SSU72. Gene Ontology annotation, cellular component: nucleus; mRNA cleavage and polyadenylation specificity factor complex. Gene Ontology annotation, biological process: termination of RNA polymerase II transcription. Gene Ontology annotation, molecular function: RNA polymerase II CTD heptapeptide repeat phosphatase activity. The coding region runs from base 1 to 576 and encodes 191 amino acids. Lineage: Eukaryota; Fungi; Mucoromycota; Mucoromycetes; Mucorales; Radiomycetaceae. The transcript has 4 exons. The record is from RefSeq and is a predicted model, not a curated record.
AUGGCGAAAUACGCAGUGAUAUGUGCCAGUAAUCAGAAUCGCUCCAUGGAGGCACAUAAUGUGCUUAGUAAGAAGGGAUUUGAUGUCUCGUCGUACGGCACUGGCACCAUGGUACGAUUACCAGGACCAAGUAUUACACAACCCAACAUAUAUCCUUUCGGCACUCCAUACGAGGACGUUUAUCAAGAGUUAAAAGCCAAAAACGAACAGUUGUAUACACAAAAUGGUCUGUUAACCAUGCUGGAUCGGAAUCGUAAAGUUAAACAAGCACCACAACGAUGGCACGAGAAUCUGGACAUGUAUGAUGUGAUUAUCACUUGCGAAGAGCGCUGUUUUGAUGCUGUAGUUGAAGACUUGCUGAAUCGAGGUCAAAACUACAACACCAGCACUCACGUUAUCAAUGUCGAAAUCAAGGAUAAUCAUGAAGAUGCCUUGCUCGGAGGACGAGCGAUUCUUCAGCUGUGUCAAAUGAUUGAGGCAUCUUCGGAUAUUGACGCGGACAUGGCCGGUAUCAUUGAACAGUUCACCGAACGUAACAAGACGCAUCCCAUUCUUCAUACUGUAGCUUAUUUUUAA